AUGCAGCACAUCGUCUUCUUCCACCCCGACCUGGGCAUCGGCGGCGCCGAGCGGCUCGUCGUGGACGCAGCCGUGGGGCUGCAGGAGCGCGGGCACAAGGUCACCAUCUACACGUCGCACUGCGACCCCGCCCACUGCUUCGACGAAGCGCGCGAUGGGACCCUCGACGUCCGAGUGCGCGGUAACUCGCUCGUGCCGCCCACCGUCCUCGGCCGCUUCGCCGUCCUCUGCGCCAUCCUGCGCCAGCUGCACCUCAUCCUGCAUGUCGUCGUCUUCUCCAACGAGCUGCAGCUGCUCAAGCCCACGGCCUUCUUCGUCGACCAGCUCAGCGCCGGCAUCCCCCUCCUGCGCCUGCUGCAGCCCGCCGUGCGUGUCGUCUUUUACUGCCACUUCCCCGACAAGCUGCUGGCCCAGCAGGGCGGCCUUCUGAAGACGCUGUACCGCCGUCCGUUCGACUGGCUGGAGAGCUGGAGCACCGGCUGCAGCGACACCAUCGUCGUCAACAGCAACUUCACCCGCGGCGUCUUCGCCGCUGCCUUCCCAGGCCUCGACUACCGAAACCCCGGCGUCGUCUAUCCCUGCGUCGACACGAGACGUACUAAUGUCGACGAGAUAGUCCCGCUCUGGGCCAACAAGAAGGUCCUGCUGAGCAUCAACCGCUUUGAGAAGAAGAAGGAUGUGGCCCUUGCAAUAAGAGCGUUCGCGCGCUUGGCCCCGCACGAGCGCAAAGGCGCCCGCCUAGUCAUUGCAGGCGGCUACGAUCCGCGCGUGGCCGACAAUGUAGCGACCUACACGGCGCUCUGUGAGCUGGCCGACUCGCUCAAGCUCAGCCAUGCGACUGCCAAAACCGUCAUCACUGCCCAGCGCGUCCCUGACGACAUCGCCGUACUAUUCCUGCACUCCGUACCGACUGCAUUCAAGACGACCUUAUUGGCAACAUCUCGACUGCUGGUAUACACUCCCUUGCAUGAGCACUUCGGCAUAGUCCCACUCGAGGCCAUGCUGGCAGGUACUCCCGUGCUCGCUGCUAACGAGGGUGGUCCGACUGAGACGGUCGUGGACGGAGAGACGGGCUGGCUACGUGAUGUCACAAAGGUAGACGACUGGACAGAAGUCAUGCGUACCGCACUGGCGGAUGGUCAAGGUGAGCAGACGCUAAGGAACAUGGGCAAGCGGGGUAAGAAACGGGUCGAAACCCUCUUCUCCAAAGAGAAGAUGGCCGAGGUUUUGGAGACGGAAAUAGCAGCCAUGGCGAAAAACGCCCGCCCGCCUCUGACUCCCUUUGCAGCUGUGCUGUUCGCAGUUGCCAUUAUGGGACUGUUAGCUGCCUCAGCUAUGUGGUUGGCACUCAAGCAAGCACAAGAAGCCGCAAAACCUUGAGAACGUUGUAUGAUACCAAUUUCUCAUAGAAAUUCUCGCAUAGCUGUCACGAUCUUGUUUUCUAGAGCAUUCAUAAUAAAUCAGCUCUUUUAGAGCCCUCCUAAUACAC
This is a messenger RNA of Paraphaeosphaeria sporulosa, 1489 nucleotides long. Its product is annotated as mannosyltransferase. The transcript is spliced from 2 exons. Bases 1 to 1380 code for a protein of 459 amino acids. Lineage: Eukaryota; Fungi; Ascomycota; Dothideomycetes; Pleosporales; Didymosphaeriaceae. Gene Ontology annotation, molecular function: GDP-Man:Man(1)GlcNAc(2)-PP-Dol alpha-1,3-mannosyltransferase activity; alpha-1,3-mannosyltransferase activity. The record is from RefSeq and is a predicted model, not a curated record.